AUGUCAUCAUCUAGUACACAGCCAUCACAAAAGUCAGCACCCAAACAUACAGAAAAGGAAAAUCUCCAGAUUCUACACAAUGCUGAGAACCAGUCGGGAGCAAGCGCCCCAUCAGCUCCUGAAGUAGAGGCAGCACUUUAUGAAUUGGGCCGACUGUAUGCUUCAGAAUCGCGUGCUGAUGAAUUGGCCCAAUUAGUAGCAAAAGCAAGAACUAUUGUUGGCGGUUCAUCAGCAGCUGCCAGCAAGUCCAAAGCUGCUAAGAUCAUUCGUAAUCUGAUUGAUUUAUUUGAUGAGAUUGCUGGUGUCAAUCCAGGAGCUGCUAGUGCCAGUGGUACAUCAUUGACAAGUUCUCCACAAGCAGAAAAAGUACUUCAAACUCAAAUUGAUACAACUUUAGCAUGCGUUGACUGGGCUGUCCAGGAAAGCCGUAACUUUCUUAGACAAAGUCUUCAAACCAGACUUGUUGCGUUGUAUCUAAGGCAGAAGUCAUACCCAUUGGCCAUCCAAUUGACCGAUAAAUUAAUGAAAGAGCUUAAGCGCUUGGACGAUAAGAUGAUGCUUGUUGAAGUUCAAUUGCUGGAAGCAAAGGUAUAUCAUGCUCUUCGUAAUAUCCCCAAGAGCAAAGCUUGUCUUACCAGUGCUCGUACCACUGCCAAUGGCAUUUAUUGUCCACCAGCUACUCAAGCUUCUUUGGAUAACAUGAGUGGAGUACUACAAGCUGAGGACAAAGAUUACAAAACAGCAUUUUCUUAUUUCUACGAGGCAUUUGAGGGAUAUGCAGGACAGGAUGAUGACGAGAACGCAGUGAUUGUUCUUAAAUAUCUUCUUUUGUGUAAAAUCAUGCUUAAUCUCACUGAUGAUAUGGAUAAUCUACUGGCCACAAGCAAGUCUGUUCACAAGUACGCUAACAAAGGUGGUCGUGAAAUCGACGCUAUGAAAGCCAUUGCUAGAGCUCAUUCUAACCGUUCGUUAAAAGAAUUCGAGCUAGUGUUGGAAUCUUACGGCCCCGAGCUGUCUAAAGACCCAUUUGUUCGUUCUCACUUUUCUGCUUUGUAUGAUACACUUUUGGAACAGAAUCUGGUCAAGGUCAUUGAGCCAUUUUCAUGCGUUGAGAUAUCACACAUUGCCGAGCUUAUUGGUUUAGAUACCCGUCAAAUUGAGGGCAAGCUGAGUCAAAUGAUCCUUGACAAGAUUUUCUAUGGUGUCCUUGACCAAGGUAACGGCUGGUUGUUCGUUUACGACGAGCCCCAGUCCGAUAAGACUUACGACUUGGCCAUUGACACCAUCAAACACAUGUCGACUGUUGUCGAUCUUUUAUAUGAUAGAGCCGCUGCUUUAAAUUAA
Sugiyamaella lignohabitans is the source of this 1344-nucleotide messenger RNA. RefSeq names its product proteasome regulatory particle lid subunit RPN6 (gene RPN6). NCBI's taxonomy places the organism in Eukaryota, Fungi, Ascomycota, Dipodascomycetes, Dipodascales, Trichomonascaceae. The transcript has a single exon. Gene Ontology annotation, molecular function: protein binding; structural molecule activity. Bases 1 to 1344 code for a protein of 447 amino acids. The record is from RefSeq and is a predicted model, not a curated record. Gene Ontology annotation, cellular component: proteasome regulatory particle, lid subcomplex. Gene Ontology annotation, biological process: ubiquitin-dependent protein catabolic process.